This is a messenger RNA of Penicillium diatomitis, 1716 nucleotides long. Its product is annotated as putative C2H2 finger domain protein. The record is from RefSeq and is a predicted model, not a curated record. The transcript has 3 exons. Lineage: Eukaryota; Fungi; Ascomycota; Eurotiomycetes; Eurotiales; Aspergillaceae. The coding region runs from base 1 to 1716 and encodes 571 amino acids.
AUGUCUCCAAGGAUCAACAACGACCAAGAGCUUGUCUCUCUCACACACCCCAGACAGACCUCCAUGGUCUCAGGACUAUCACAAAUGGCCCCCAGAACUUUCCAGGAUGAUGAUCUCUCGAGCCAAGACACUGCAUCUCUGUGCUCUUUGCCUUCAACCCAAGGAACCAUUCCGGACUUGAAAGAAUGGAAUAUGAAUUCAUCAGAGUCCAUUGAACAGGCCAUGUCUUCCAAGGAUUCUCCACAGGUGCAAAUGCUUUCUUUUUCUCUAUCGCAACAACUCAUGACAUCUACUGUCGGGCCAAGUGAGGUGAUGUACGCGGGCGUAGACUUCCCAGCAGUCUCAGACCACGACAUGCACCGAGACUUCUACAGCUUUGUGGAUCUGUCUUCCAUGGACAAUGAUGUGUGUGGCCAAACGAGUACUCCAGAUGAUGCUCAAUCCGUGGCGCUCAGUGCCCACACUGACGACGGUCACUUCAUCGCUGGCCACGAGUCAUGGAAUGCUAUGAUGGCUGAUGGCCAAUACCCCGGAAAUUCCCUGGAUCAACUUUCGGCCAAUCUUUACCAGACCAUGCCGGUCUCCCCUCCCUUGACGGAAGCUAGUAAUGAUAUCCCCAUCACUUCUGCUUGCUCGCAAUCAGGAUUCACAUCCUUCUUUGCCCCUGAUGAUUCCUUCCUGGGAGAAUACACCACGUCCCCGAUGGGAAACCCACUAAAUCCAGCGGAACCUCUGUUCCCCAUCUCAACGCCUCUCAGCGAGAAGGACCCCAACCGAACAAUUCGACAGGCUAAGCCAUCUCGUCGUGGAACAUUGCCAGUUGGCCCAUCUCAGGUCAAGUCCGACCAGGAAUUCUUCCCAUCCCUGCCCGCCAGGGAGCCAACUCGCCCCAAGUCCAAGGACAGUGUCGAGGCCCGUAAUCCCCGAGACCACCACUUCUACCAUCUGGCCCCUCAAAAUGAUGGGAAAUACUACUGCCCCUUCGCUUCUGGCGAAAAGCCCUGUUCUCACCCUCCCACUACUCAGAAGUGUGCUUACCACAAAUACUUGGACUCCCACCUGAAGCCCUACCGUUGCAAGCAUGCCUCCUGCGUGGACAACAUGCUACGAUUUUCUUCCAAUGCCUGUCUCUUCCGCCACGAACGUGAAGCCCAUGGAAUGCACGGCCACGGGGAAUGCCCUCAUUUGUGCCUGUUCGAGGGAUGCGAGCGAUCGGUCCCUGGAUUCGGAUUUCCCCGUAGAUGGAAUCUCCAUGACCACAUGAAGCGUGUCCACGACUAUGUCUCAUGUGAGCGCCCAUCAUCACAACCUACCUCUCAGGCUGGCUCGCAACCUAGCUCUCCUGAAGCUGUUGUGCCCCCUGUACCAACGAAGAAGAAGGACUCGUCAUCAUCGAGCCGUAAGCGUCGGGGAGUGACGGAUGCCACCCCUGCUCCGACAAUGAAGCGCACCCGCUCGGUUCACUCCCAGUCCACCUCGGCCAAGGCCUCCCAGGCGUCUGCUCAGAAUGCCCAGCGUCUCCAGAACGCUGAGCGCAACUACUACAAAUGCCGCUCUCGACUCCUAGACGAGUUGACGAAGAUCACCCCUCAGGAUAUUUCCCUCCACGAAAAGGUGAACGCCAGCUUGCAGGAACUGUACACCCUCGGUCUGCAAUACCGCCAUUUGGAGGCUGGACACGCCGUUUCUCGGAUUUCCAGUGGAAUGCCCGUGUGA